Vigna umbellata (rice bean) is the source of this 1180-nucleotide messenger RNA. RefSeq names its product protein THYLAKOID ASSEMBLY 8-like, chloroplastic. The record is from RefSeq and is a predicted model, not a curated record. NCBI's taxonomy places the organism in Eukaryota, Viridiplantae, Streptophyta, Magnoliopsida, Fabales, Fabaceae. Gene Ontology annotation, molecular function: protein binding.
UUUUGAGUAUCGAACGAACUGAUCGGCAUAUCUGUUUCCAAACCCAAAUCGCAGAGUGAGUUAUCUGUGUUAGUAUUUCAGUGGCAGUGCAGUGUGAUGGCCAGUUGUUCCUUCUCGAAAGUUCGGAAAAUCUAUGAUUUUGGUUCUUUAUUAGUGGGACAGCUUACGAGAGCUACUAAACUUAUCGAACACGGUUCAGCUUCACUGCCCUUCGUUGAAUCUACUUCAUUGAAAACGGCGUCGUGUUGGAGGCAGUACCACGACGGAAGGCCCAGAGGCCCCCUUUGGAGGGGAAAGAAGCUCAUUGGCAAAGAAGCGCUCUUUGUGAUAUUGGGCUUAAAGAGGUUUAAGGAUGACGAGGAAAAGCUUCACAAGUUCAUCAAAUCUCACGUUCUCAGACUCUUGAAGAUGGACAUGAUCGCCGUUCUCACUGAACUUGAGCGUCAAGAACAAGUUUCUCUCGCUCUCAAGAUGUUUAAGGUUAUGCAAAAGCAAGAUUGGUACAAGCCUGAUACAUUCCUUUAUAAGGACUUAAUCAUUGCAUUGGCAAGGUCCAAAAAAAUGGACGAAGUGUCCCAAUUGUGGGAAAGCAUGCGAAAGGAAAAUUUGUUCCCUGAUUGUCAGACUUAUACUGAAGUCAUAAGGGGCUUCUUGAACUAUGGAUCUCCUGCGGAUGCGAUGAACAUAUAUGAGGACAUGAAGAAUUCUCCGGAUCCACCUGACGAGUUGCCGUUCAGAAUUUUGUUGAAAGGACUCCUGCCACAUCCUCUUUUGAGAAACAAAGUGAAACAAGAUUUUGAGGAGAUUUUUCCUGAUUCAAAUAUCUAUGAUCCACCACAAGAGAUAUUUGGCGCGCGCUGAGUUUUGAACUCUCUUCACUCUGUCAUCCCGGGAGUUCGGUGAUUUGCUUUAAAAUAUAAAUGGUAUUUUUGUUUUGCUCAUAAGCUGUCUUACGGGCACAGUAAAACGUAAAUGAGUUUAAUUAAAUAGAAUGUGGGUCAAUAGGUUCUAUGUUAGUGUAAUCGGGUAGUCAAUUUUUCCAUCAAAUCGGGUAGUCAAGUUUGAUAGCACGAAUCUGGCUUAUUGAAUGAAAACUGUGCGGAGAAAUUUAAGUGAAGAAUGAGUGGAUUUUAACUUAGGUCAUUAGAAAUUAGAAAUAUGACAAUGCCAUCGAAUUCCA